UUUAAUUGAAUUCCUCACGUGGAGGAAGUCAACAGAAAAGAGGGGCAGCAGAGCCUCAUUGGGUCAUCAACAUCUGGAGCAGAGACAACCAUCCUGUUCACACAUUGUUGACAGCAGAGCCACCAUAUGAGCAGAGUGAGGCGAGGGGGGGGCAGAGACAGAUGAAGCCUGACAUUCAGAGCCCACGGGUUAACAGACGAGCUCCUCUUCAUCAUGUGGGACAGCACAGGAGGAGAAUCAGAGGAUCUCUGAGCCUUCACAGGCAUCACUUUGAACUAAAGCCCGACUCAGUGAGAACACUUCUGUUCUUUGUGUAGGAGCUGAACGAGUGCAUGAUGAACGCUGCUGUCAUACUGCUGUUAACAUCAGGCUGCUUCACCUGGUCUUCAGCUUUGUAUACCCCCAACAGAGCAGCAUCCAAUAAGCUGAAGUAUCUCCUGGAGCCUCCGGUGUACGCUGAAGUCAUUGGACGACGGGGAGAAAACGUGACUUUGCCGUGUAUCCUGAGAACCAAACCCAGCCAUUACAAAGUCAAAUGGACAAAGCUGCAGACGGAACAUGUCGGAAAGGAGAACAUUAUCAUGAUAUCGAAUUCACACGCGUUCAAACGUUACGGCCAUCUCGGCCCGAGGGCUGCGCUCAGGAACGCUCACUCCAUGGACGCCUCGCUGCAGCUCAGCCACCUCGAGCUGGAGGACGGCGGUUCGUAUCGUUGCGAGCUCGUCAAUGGCAUCGAGGACGAGAGUGUGGUCGUGUCUUUGAGGAUUGAAGGUGUGGUGUUCCCGUAUCAGAGUCAAAAUGGACGCUAUAGAUUGACUUACCAGGGAGCUCAGGAAGCUUGUGCAGAGCAGGAUGGUAUUUUAGCCUCAUUCAGCCAGCUGUACAGAGCUUGGACCGAGGGGCUGGACUGGUGUAAUGCAGGAUGGUUAGAUGACGGCACCGUUCAUUACCCCAUCAUUGAGCCCCGCCCUGCUUGUGGAGGACAGAUGCUCCCCGGUAUUCGCAGUUAUGGACCCAAAGAUAAAAAACUGGAUCAGUUCGACGCUUUCUGCUUCACCUCACAGACGUCUGGCUCCGUCUCCUACAUUACGGGCUCUUUCUCCUUCCAGCAGGCUGAAGACGCAUGUAACCGCCAGGGAUCCGAGCUGGCGUUGGUCGGUCAGCUUUACUCCGCCUGGCGUUUCCAGAACUACGACCAGUGUGACGGAGGAUGGCUGAAAGACGGCAGCGUGAGGUUUCCUAUCAGUAACCCCAGGGAGCGCUGUGGAGGCAUCCCUGAGGCCGGCGUGCGCUCGUUUGGAUUCCCCAACAAGAUGAAGCAUCUUUACGGCGCCUAUUGCUACAGAUAGCCCAAAAUAAUCAGAACAAUCCACAUUAUGUGUUUCAUGGAGAGGACACUUUAUCACCUCGAUACGGUGUGAUCACUCAGUAUGU
Labrus mixtus (cuckoo wrasse) is the source of this 1434-nucleotide messenger RNA. RefSeq names its product hyaluronan and proteoglycan link protein 2 (gene hapln2). The record is from RefSeq and is a predicted model, not a curated record. Gene Ontology annotation, biological process: cell adhesion. Gene Ontology annotation, molecular function: hyaluronic acid binding. The transcript has 6 exons. The coding region runs from base 333 to 1349 and encodes 338 amino acids. Lineage: Eukaryota; Metazoa; Chordata; Actinopteri; Labriformes; Labridae.